AUGGUUGUUGCUGAGGGGACCCCCCGCUUCUGCCUCUCCCCGGGCCGGGAUGAAACUUCUGGCAUUGCGGGGAAGCGCAGCGGCUCCGGGAGCGGCGGCGGGAGCGGGGCCCGGCGGAACGCGGAGCUCAGCACCGCGGGGCGGACAGCUCCCGCCGCCCGGGAGCGCUCCGGGAGCCGCGUCCUCACCGGGAACCGAGCGCCAGCGGGGCCGCGGCCUCCCGGGAACCGUGCCGGACCCUUCGCCUCCUUCCCGCAGGGAGAGCAGCCCCGGGGUGUCCGUGGGGGGGUGAGGGUUUACCCAGGGGCUGUCUGGUCGUUCCACGUGUCCCCCGUCCCCACGCAGACCCGCUCCCUCUCCCACUGCCACGAUGCCAGCCCUAAGAACGGGCUGCGGGAUGCGCCCGCGGCUUCCCAGGGGGCUGAUUUCACACCAGCAGCACACAUUGUCUAAUUUCAUGCCCAGCUUUGCCCAAGUCACUUCUCCCUGUUUCUUGCAGACAGCGGAUCGGGGGCAGUGCUGGUGCCGGCCAGCCCGGACCCUCUGGCUGAAGAUGAACCUGUGGAGAAGAUGGCUGGUGGAGCUGCAGAGCCAGGACACAGCACGGCUUUGACUGGUGGAGCUGAGGAUUUUGGGCAUGCCCUGGGUUCAGACCCUGGAGCUGGGGAGCAGGGGAAGGGCACUGCCCUCAACCUCCUGCCAGCCCCAGAGGUGACCACGCCGCCCCUGCCCAUGGCCACCUCUGCCCCCAGAUCUGAUGCCAAACAAACUUCCCCUGGCAAGAAAAAGCCACCGACUCUAAAGCAAGUAAACACGGGAAGGAAACACCCAAGGCUGAAGCCCACCCCGGCAGGGCCCCCUGGGACUGCCUCCCCAGCCAGCCCACGGAGCCCCAGGCUCCCCACGGCCGCCCCAGGGCUGCGGGUUCCAGCAGAGGACACGGAGCAGAGCCCCCCAGAGCUGCCCUGGGUGGAGCAGGCCACCACCAGCCGCCCUACUCUGCAGAUCUCCCCUUCCACCCUGCCCCCAGCCUUCCCCCAGCCCUUCCCUGACAGCACAGGGGGUGCUGGGGAGGCUCCGAGCGCGGCUCCCGCUGGCGCUGCCGUUAUCCCAACCAAGGGCGCGGAGAGGGACGCGCACGGCUCUGCGCCAGAGGAGAGCCAGGAAACCACCACGUCCACCAUCGUCACCACCACUGUCACCACCACGGAGCCCACCCCGGUGCUCUGCAGCAUGAGCUUCCACGAGCCCGAGGGCUACAUCGACUCCACGGAUUACCCCCCGCUGCCCCUGCACGGGUACCUGCAGUGCACCUACAACGUCACCGUCUACACCGGCUACGGCGUCGAGCUCCAGGUGAAGAGCGUGAACCUGUCAGAUGGGGAAGUUCUGUCCAUCCGUGGCGUGGACGGCGAUGCCCUGGUGGUCUUGGCCAACCAGACCCUUCUGGUGGAAGGGCAGGUGAUCCGCAGCCCCACCAACACCAUCUCCGUCUACUUCCGCACCUUCCAGGACGACGUGGUGGGGACCUUCCAGCUCCACUACCAGGUGUUUAUGCUGAGCUGCAACUUCCCACGGAGGCCUGACUUCGGAGAGGUGACGGUGAUGGAUCUGCACUCGGGUGGCAUCGCUCACUUCCACUGUCACCUGGGCUACGAGCUGCAGGGCCCCCGCAUGCUGACCUGCAUCAAUGCAUCCCGGCCACACUGGAGCAGCCCUGAGCCCAUCUGCUCAGCUCCCUGUGGAGGGACAGUGCACAAUGCCACCAUCGGCCGCGUGCUGUCCCCCAGCUACAGUGGGAACCAGUCUGGCAGCAUGUACUGCGUGUGGGCCAUCGGGGCCCCCCCGGGACAGAAGCUGCACCUGCACUUUGAGAAGCUCCUGCUGACUGAGAAGGACAGGAUGGUGGUGUACAGCGGGGACACCAACCGCUCGGCCGUGCUCUACGACUCCCUGCGCGCCGACAGCGUUCCCUUCGAGGGCGUCAUCAGCGACGGCUCCUCCAUCAGGAUCGACUUCCUCGCCGAGGAGCCCGCCGCCGCCACCGCCUUCAACAUCCGCUUCGAAGCCUUUGAGCGGGGCCACUGCUACGAGCCCUACAUCCAGAACGGGAACUUCACCACUUCUGACCCCACCUACAACCUGGGCACCACCGUGGAGUUCACCUGUGACCCCGGGCACUCCCUGGAGCAGGGCCCUGCUGUCAUCGAGUGCAUCAACAUGCGGGACCCCUACUGGAACGACACGGAGCCGCUGUGCCGAGCCACGUGUGGAGGGGAGCUGAGUGCUGUGGCCGGGGUGAUCCUGUCCCCCAACUGGCCGGAGCCCUACACGGAGGGGGAGGAUUGCAUCUGGAGGAUCCACGUGGGCGAGGAGAAGCGGCUCUUCCUGGACAUCCAGCUCCUGAACAUCACCAACAGCGACAUCCUCACCAUCUACGACGGGGACGAGCUCUCCUCCCGCAUCCUGGGGCAGUACGUGGGCAGCAGCGGCCCCCAGAAGCUCUACUCCUCCAGCCCUGACCUCACCAUCCAGUUCCACUCAGACCCUGCUGGGCUCAUCUUUGGGAAGGGACAAGGAUUCAUCAUGAACUACAUAGAGGUGUCCCGCAACGACUCCUGCUCUGACCUGCCCGAGAUCCAGAACGGCUGGAAGACCACGUCACACACAGAGCUGGUGAGAGGGGCCAAGAUCACCUACCAGUGUGACCCGGGCUAUGACAUUGUGGGCAGUGACACCCUCACCUGCCAGUGGGACCUCAGCUGGAGCAGCGACCCCCCCUUCUGUGAAAAGAUAAUGUACUGCACGGACCCGGGGGAGGUGGAGCACUCCACCCGCCUCAUCUCGGACCCGGUGCUGCUGGUGGGCACCACCAUCCAGUACACCUGCAACCCCGGCUUCGUGCUGGAGGGCAGCUCCCUGCUCACCUGCUACAGCCGCGAGACCGGCACCCCCAUCUGGACCUCGCGGCUCCCGCACUGUGUCUCUGAGGAGUCGCUGGCCUGUGAUAACCCAGGACUGCCAGAAAAUGGAUACCAAAUUCUUUACAAGCGCCUCUACCUGCCAGGAGAGUCCCUGACCUUCAUGUGCUAUGAGGGCUUUGAAUUGAUGGGGGAGGUGACCAUCAAAUGCAUCCUGGGCCAGCCAUCCCACUGGAGCGGCCCCCUGCCCAUCUGCAAAGUGAACCAAGACAGCUUUGAACACGCUCUCGAAGUAGCAGAAGCUGCUGCAGAGACGUCGCUCGAGGGGGGAAAUAUGGCCUUGGCCAUCUUCAUCCCGGUGCUGAUCAUCUCCCUGCUGCUGGGAGGAGCGUACAUCUAUCUCACCAGGUGUCGGUACUACUCCAGCCUCCGCCUGCCCCUCAUGUACUCCCACCCCUACAGCCAGAUCACGGUAGAAACGGAGUUUGACAACCCGAUUUAUGAGACAGGGGAAACACGAGAAUACGAGGUUUCGAUAUAA
This is a messenger RNA of Onychostruthus taczanowskii (white-rumped snowfinch), 3462 nucleotides long. RefSeq names its product seizure related 6 homolog like (gene SEZ6L). Gene Ontology annotation, biological process: synapse maturation. The record is from RefSeq and is a predicted model, not a curated record. NCBI's taxonomy places the organism in Eukaryota, Metazoa, Chordata, Aves, Passeriformes, Passeridae. Gene Ontology annotation, cellular component: neuronal cell body; endoplasmic reticulum.